GAAUGCACCAUUCCUGGGUGAGCGAGGCUUGGAACACACAGCAGGGGAGCCAGGCGCCGGAAGUGACGCGCGGUGGCGGGCGGACGGGGCGGAGCUAUAUAAGCGCGGCUCACACCGUCCGUUGUAUUGUUGAAGCGGAAGCCGCGCCCGAGCACGUGAUACCUCUUACCGAGAACGCACCGAGAUGGGGGACAAGAUGGACAUGUCCCUGGACGAUAUCAUUAAGAUGAACCGGAGCCAGCGGCCGGCAGGCCGGGGGCGGGGAGGCAGAGGGGCCCGGGGAGGACUAGGCCGCGGUGGGGCCGGAGCUCGAGUUGGAGGCGGCCGGGGGGCCGGUGGAGGGCCGCUGAGGACCAGGCCGAUGAUGAGCCGGGGAGGCAGGAACAGACCCGCACCGUACAGCAGGGUAGGAGUCCGGAGCAGGGAGGGGGGGAGGGGGGGCUGGCUGGGCGAUCUGGGAGUCGGAGUACUGGGGAUUAGGGAGGGGGGGGCUAAUACUCCCAUAACACAAUGGCCAGCGCUAUACACACUGCUCUCAGCUUGCAUCAUGGGAAACGUAGUCCAGAUUUGCUGCAGUGCUCGGUUUAUCUGCCCGGGAGAAUGUGACCGCUCAGUGUUGGUGGGUUUGGGGGUUAAAGCGCUCUCCUCCUUCUCGAACUUUAGUUAACCUGUGUUUUUCUCUUUCCAGCCGAAACAGCUUCCAGACAAGUGGCAGCAUGACCUGUUCGAUAGUGGCUUUGGGGCAGGAGGUGGUGGUGGGGGUGGUGUGGAGACUGGAGGGAAACUGCUGGUUUCAAACCUGGAUUUUGGGGUAUCGGAUGCCGACAUACAGGUGAGUAACACUCGAACUUGCGUUCAUGAAACCUGUUAAUCAGCUUUUUAAAAAAUAUAUAUUAUUUCUUGAGUUGCAACACAUUUGAGUGCUGUUUUGUCACAUUUCCUAGAUGCUCAUUAUGGAUCACUUUUUUAAAAAUUAUUUUAAUGAUAAAUAGGGCUGUGUUUGCAUGGCAUCUACACACGCAAUAUUAAAUGGGAAUAACACUUUAAAUCUGGCUGGGGGUGAAUAUACGAUUUACUUUGUUUUACAUUUAGUAAUUCCUACACACAAAGUGCAAAUGGAACAAUUCCAAAUAUUUACUGGUAGUAAUCUUUAAAUUUUACUGUGUAAUUUAAAGAGCUUUAAGCAUUGCUCAUCUCAGUCUGGGUUCACUGACAGAUGGAACUAUACCUCAGGGUUCUUUGUACCUGCAGGAAUUUAACCUCUGCUGGUACUUUUAACAGUGUGUAGAUUUGUUUAGUUUACAAUACUGCAGCAAAUAUUAAUGGGGUAGUAGACAAUUUUAUCUGGUCUCAAAUCUUUCUGUAGUUCAUUGUUAUAUAAAUCUUCUGUUACAGUGUUCUACCUAUGCUUGAAUCUGUUGUUUUUACUGGUUAUAAUCAUAAAAUUAAAAAAACCUUUAACAUAACAUUGAGCAUCAACAUUAAAGAUGUAUGUACAAUUUCUAUAACUGGUGUAGUAGCACUGAUUUAGCUUAACUGUUGCUAUCUUAUUUUAUCAGUGUGAUAAUGAAUGGGAGUCUAUAGUGUAAGGAAUACAACUUUGUAUUCCUUACUCUAGUUGCCUCUGGGGUCCCAGGUGCCACAAGGGUUUGUAAAAAUACUUGCCUAAUUCCAGUGCUGCCUUCUGUCUCCAGACUGUGGGCUCAUUAGACCCUCUCCAUAGGAAAGCAUUGCUUCAGUGCUUUCCUACAGGGAUUUAACUGACAGAGAAAUGUCCUCGUGCAGAUCGUGAGACCAGACAGUGAAGUCGCCUAGCCACCAGGGAGUGCCUCUAGUGACUAUCUGACAGCCACUAGAGGUGGUUUUAGUCCUGAAAUGUAAAUCAUUGCAGGAAUAAGGGGGCAGGGACACUGCACCCAGACCAGUUCAGUGAGCUGAAGUGGCCUGGGUGCAUAUAGUAUCACAUUAGAUUGUUUGAGCAGAGUUAUUAAUCUAGUAUGUUGCUAUACCUCUGGCAGCAAAGGGAUUCGAAUGUUAGCAACAUUUCAUACUGGCUGCAGUCUCCAAGCACCAAAAUCAUUGGAAUGUUCAUGCUGCCAGUAAACUCUCUGCUAAACAUUCUGAAGAAUAACUACACUUCUGGAAGGCAAGGUUUGGAUACAGUACAAGCUUAACGUAUAGUCUAAAUACUUCCUGCAGUCUGUCUACUAUGAACUGGUUUAGAACUCUUCAUGAACCAUAAAUCUGAUACAGCUUUAUGUACUUUUUCUGUAGAGAAGAUUAAUGCUUCCAUUGUCUUGUGAUUUGCUGAAUGUGGAGAAAUUGUUUUGAUUUUAUGCUCUAGUGCAAGGGUGGGGAACAUUCGGCACUCCAAAUGUUUUGGACUAAAUCUCCCACAAUACUGGCAAAGCAUGAAGGGAGAUGUAGUCCAAAACAUCUAGAGGGCCAAAGGUUCCCCCACUCCUGCUUUAGUGAAUUAACAUUUGGCUAAGAUCUGAUCUUAAAUUUAAUUGAAUGAAUGUCUUACUAUUUGCCUGUUUGUUCAAGGAGCUCUUUGCAGAGUUUGGUACUUUAAAGAAAGCAGCUGUACACUAUGACCGAUCGGGGAGAAGUUUAGGAACCGCAGAUGUGCACUUUGAGAGAAAAGCAGAUGCCUUGAAGGCUAUGAAGCAAUAUAAUGGGGUUCCGUUGGAUGGUGAGUGCAUUGUGCAAACCUUUUGGUAUUCUGUACAUCAUAUUGUGAUUACUGUUGGAGUAUUGUAAACACUAAAGAUUCAUACCCUUUGAAGUGGCUAUGGUGCCAGGUGUGCCUCUAAACUAUCCCUGUGUAAUCUGUGACAGCUUAACCUGGGUCCAGUCAGCUGCACAUGACUGAACACAAUGUCUCCAAUAUUCUCAUGAAGGAAAAUCUGAUUCCUUCUAAUGAGCUAAGCAGAGCCUACACUAAAGCUCUCUGCCAACAUGCAUGGUCCUGGAUCUUGGUUGAAUAGAGCAGUCUUGCUAGGUGCAGCUGAUGGACAUGCUUGUCAUAAAUAGUUUUAAAAUUGGACAAACACAAAGGCUUACACGGGCCAAAUAAACAAGGUAUAAGUUUAGUUGGGCCACCAACAAACUUCAGCAUUCAUAGUGAAGUACAGUCUAAAAGUUGCCUAACUGACACUGGCGUCCUCAUGCUCGUACGGCUUCAAAGUAAACAAAAGGGCAAAUUUAUUUUAAGGAGACUUUAAUUUGCAUAUAACCAACUACUUCGACAAAAGGUUUGGUAAUGGGACUGACAUGCUGAAUGUAUGCUGUUGCACAGCUGUAAAAACAAACCAAUAACAUCUUGUUUUUGAAGUCCUAUGAGUGUUCACUGUGACUGAGAUCAUCAAACUUGAUCUCAGCCAAUGCUUCCCCAUAGGAAAGCAUUCGGAGGCUAUUGUGCAUGUGUGAAAAAGCUGCGCGGCCAAUGAGCAUCUCUAUGGGGAGUGUUCAGUACCUCCAUGCAGACCCAAUCUAAUACACUGCCCCUUCCUCCCCAAUUUAAUACAUUGGCCCCUCACUCCCCCAAAUUAAUAGUGCCACCUCCUAAAAUUAAUACACUGCCCCUCCUCAAUUCACUUACCUUAAGCUGAGCCACCUGUGUUCCAGCUCGGCACUCCUCUGGCCUGCGGGAGCACACAAUCGGUCUACGUGGGGGUGAGACCAGAAUGAUACCGGAAAUCUCUCCUGUCUUGCGGCUGGAUGCAACACAAAGUGGCCCCAGGGCAGGUUGGCCGCGCAUGUAUCCAUUGUGGGAAAUAUUAAACUGCCUCCACUUGUCUGACCCAUUGGGUUUUUUUUUUUGUUUGUGUAUCCUUUCUUUUUAUAGGUCGCGCCAUGAAUAUCCAGUUAGUAACAUCACAAAUUGAAGCUCAGAGGAGACCAGUACAAAUGUAAGUAUCUGGGCUAGCAAUCUGCCAACACUGGUCAAAACUUAAUCGACACUAAAUUAUGGAUUUUUAUAUAUAACAUUUUUUUUCUUUAAUAGACUAAGCAGAGGCGGAGGUGGUGGUGUCAGACAACGAGGAGGUGCCACAGGUUUUGGAGCUGGUGGUGCAAACAGGAGGGGAGGAAGAGGUGGUAACAGGGGUCGUGGGCGAGGCGCUGCAAGAAACCCAAAACAGCAGCUAUCAGCAGAAGAGUUGGAUGCACAGCUUGAUGCCUAUAAUGCUAGAGUAAGUACAUGUAACAAGAUGCCAAUUCUACCAUACAAUUCUUGGCAAUCUUUAUUGUGAUGUAAGCAUGACAUAUAGAAUAUGCAGUGGUCUGGUUUUUAUUAUUGCAGCAAGUACCAUCUCUUGUGGCCAAACUGGCUAAAGUCUGAUACUGGAUUUAGUCAUGGGCUGUCUGAAGAGAUUGGCAUUGAAGUUUAUGGAAACUUGUUCAGCUAGAACAUAGCUUUAAAGACUACAGGGAGCAGUAGUUUAACUUCCCAACUAGUAACUUUGACUUGGUGCCUAUAUCUAGUUCCAGCACAGUGGGUGUUGCCAUAUUUAGUAUUGUAGCUUUUCUCUGGACAGCUGCUGUAGCAUGUGGGUGGGAUUUAGAACUGCUGCAAAGUAUGUAAAUUUAUUUUGUGUAACUUGUAUUUUAUAUUUCCUCCACAGAUGGAUACCAGCUAAUCUGUACUCGUGUUUUCCUGUGUUGGCUCUGAAACUUUCUACGUACGGACUGUUUUUUUGCUUUUAUUUCUGAUAGGGUUUUAAACUCAUGUAAAGUUGCAUACAUUUUCUUUCUUACAUUAGCAGACCUGUUUUGUAUACAUUUUCUGGAUGAAUUUUACUGGUUGAGUGUUAUAUGCAGGAUUUUUUAAUUAUUCUCCCCUUAACCCCCUCCACCCUUACUAAAUAAAACAACCUCAAUGUUUGUUUUGUCACUGUUCUUUUGGUAAGGGAUCAGCAUGUCCAGUGCAGUUGGAAGUUUAAGAUAGGGGGUUAUCCCUGGUUAGUGCAUUGUGCCAAUGUAAAAUGCUCUUUAUAUCAAACUGUCCCUAUUCCAUGAUACAGGCAUAUAAGUAUUGACCAUUAAACGCCACUGGGUCUGCAUCUUGUGUUUCUCGUUUUAUUUGUUCAUAUAAUCUCUUCUGUGGUUGUUCUGCUAAACUGCAGUAAACGAUCAUUUGGGGUUUCCUUGACCAACUACUGGUGUAAUGGCAAACUAUAUUUUGUAGUGACACUUACAAACCUUGCUGUACUGGGUAGGGAAAUGUCAAUGGUUUAUUGAACUUGAACUCCCAAUCAUAUCUUCUCUUUGAAAAUGUUUACUAAAAGAAUAAACUGUCUGAAGUGUGAUUAGUGCUCUUAUCCAACACAAAUACUGAUUGAGAUGCCAUGUAAAACAUGCUGAGUUGCUUGGGUCUUCAAAGGGAAACAUUACUGGUUAAAUGUAAGAACAGUUCUGUAUUUAGUAGACAUUCAUGUGUUUUAAUUUAUCCUGUAUGUACAAACUGCUUGCAAAAGCUACAAAUGUGUUAUAAUCAAAGUUGAAUUUCUAUGGAAAUAGUAUUUUCACUGUACCAAUCAGGGGCCUAAUCUUCAGAUAUAUCCAAUGAACUACAAUAUUUUGGGUGGAAAAUGCCAGACCUAAAUGUUGUGUGAUCUACACUGAUCAUUGGUGGUGACUUUUACAGUUUAGUGCUUGUAUGAGGUCUGAGUGUACUUUUUACACUACAUGUCCUAUUAAUAAACCUGAGG
Molecule: messenger RNA, 5714 nt
Organism: Pelobates cultripes (western spadefoot toad)
Lineage: Eukaryota; Metazoa; Chordata; Amphibia; Anura; Pelobatidae
Source: the annotation of a GenBank genome assembly